GUUUCGUUCCCGUUCAUAUGCUGCUGCUCCUCAUACACCACCCAGUCCUGUUUCACUGCUGGUAAAAUUGCUCCCAGCACUUCCUACUUAGAAAGAAAUCAUUUGGUGAGACAUUGAACUUUGCACAGAAUGAUUCAGUCACCUGUAGGUCCCCCGGGCUUCGGAGAGCGCCGUGUAGGACCACGUGGCAACGUCACGUCGUUGAGGCAGACAAGGCUGUCCAAGAAUCUGCAGUCUGGAAAAGCCGAGCGCAAACAACAUUGCGACAAUCCAGGGGUGAGCAAAACGGCCAAGGAGCCAGCUCCCAACUUCAUGUUCAUCCCCAUGUCGGCUGCGCCUGGAGCAAGAGCCAAAAUCCAACCGGAGCUUCGAGCUUCGGCCAAAGCACAUGUGAUGCAUGACUAUCAGCGGAAGACUGCCCAGCAAAGAAAUACGCAGUGGAAAAUGUCGACCCCGACCACGUAUGCCAUUGCGCCAAAAGAGCCAUUGCCAGGGCUCCUUUCCCCGGAAUCAGCUGUCCAGCCUUUGGUCAUGCGCGAGCGAUUGACGAUUCGGCCAAGGAGAAAACCGCGCACUUCAACAACCGAGUUAUCAUCUUCCGACGAAUCUGCUCAAUCAACCCAGGAGACGCUUUCUCUUACGCUGUCAGAUAGAGCGGCCUAUUCGCAGUUCAUCCCCUACAAUCCGCCCGCGAUUUCAAGGCAACCGCGCGGCAGCAACCUCAUGGACGUCUUCUCCACUCUGCCAAUCCAUGUCCAACCCUGGGACGAAACGUUGAUUACACGAUGGCUCAAUUACGACCGUAUCCCGUGGUGCCCGGUCAACGGACAGUCUCAAUGGGUACCCUUCGUCACCAAUUCACCGAUGCUCCUGCACACCAACUUGUAUUCCUGGGGGAUGCAUUGGCACGGCAAACUGACCGGCAUCAACCAAGACAUCUUUCUAUACCAGAACCCUCGGAUCCUGGAACACAAGAUUGCGGCCAUCCAAAUGAUCAAUGCGCACCUGCUAUCCUCGGCUGCUGUCACGGACGAGGCCCUCGCCGCAGUGUCCAUGUUCAUCAACGUGUCGAUGCAAUUCCUGAACCGGGACGAAGCUGCGAGGCACAUGGCCGGCCUGGAGGCCUUGGUGAAGCUCCGAGGAGGGCUCGACGGCCUCGCCAGGCUGGGCACGGUCGGGGUUCUUCUACAGCGAAUCAUCACGUGGAACGAUCUUUUCUUCGUGGAACUCUUUGGGGGAACGCUACGCUUCUCGCUUCUGCCGCGGUGGGAGGAGGCGUGGAAGGCGCUCUACGCCCCCAUUGCCGACGAUCCGGUCACGCACCUUGAACCGCUCCAGGCACGCUUUGCAGGCGACCUCGCGCAGGAGAUCACGACGCUGCUGCGCGAGAUCCAGAUUGUGUGCAACGACGUCCAAGCGCGACCUCUGGCGACGCUGACAACGACUGAAAGGACACUGCGACACGACAAUCUCUUCCGUUUUGAACGCCGGCUGUGUCUUGCAACGCGGAUCACGACGAUCCAGGAGCACGUGUACACGAAUCUGCAGGGCGGCAGCGACCCCAUGUGGCGGACCGUUGCCUACGCCGCGUUGAUGUAUGUUCACCACCACAUCCGCGGACACGCCUUGCACUGGUCCCAGUUUCCGGCGCUGGUUGUGCAACUGCGCAACGAGUUGUCGUUUGUCCAAGCUGGCAGCUGGGAGGCGGUGCCGGCGCUGCAGUUGUGGGUCCUCGCGGUGGGUAGCUGGGUGAGUCAGUGCGAGCCGUGGAUUGUGGCCCUGCUCGCGGACGCUUGCCGAGCGCAAGGCUGUACGACUUGGGAUGACUUCGACGGGAUACUGAGGCAGUGCGUGCACAUCGGGCGAGAGGACGAGCAGAAGUUCAGGAUCGUGUGGGAGGGUGUGACCAGAUUGCUUUGACUGGAAAACAAGGAGUGUUCCUUCAUAGUCAGCUCUUGAAUGCUCGCAACCAACUAUCUUGAAAACCUGCACCCGAAACGCUAUCUACGUCGUCAUGCUUCCGAGUUCUCUCUGAAGAGGCUGUCGGGAUCACAGUAUACCAUUUCCCAUGUCAUUAAGAGGUCGGCUGCCCAGGGGGCGGUAGAUAAGAUGGCGACCGAGAAGGGGAUGUUUAUGCACAGAAGACUAUCCAGACUGCUCGGAAGAACCCCAUAGAUGUUUUUGGAGUCAUGUCUCUCUUGAAGGAAGGAAAGGUAGCCAUCUAGAUGAUGUGUGGAUCCUUCCGCCUCCACAUAUGGCAGCGUCCGAGAACCUCUUGAAUCUGUUAUUUUGUUC
Molecule: messenger RNA, 2295 nt
Organism: Cladophialophora immunda
Lineage: Eukaryota; Fungi; Ascomycota; Eurotiomycetes; Chaetothyriales; Herpotrichiellaceae
Exons: 2
Coding region: 130-1920 (596 amino acids)
Source: RefSeq, a predicted model, not a curated record